AUGAUUGAUGAAACAGGAUCAAUACCUGUUACACUUUGGCAAGAUCAAGCGACUAAUUUCAAUGAUAACAACAAUUCCGUACUCGCUUUUGAAGGUAUUAAAGUUCAUGAUUACAAUGGAUGUCGAAGUCUAUCAACAACACCUACAACAUAUUUGAAAUAUAAUUCAAUUGAUACAGAACGAACAGAAAAGCUAAAGCAAUAG
Molecule: messenger RNA, 204 nt
Organism: Adineta steineri
Lineage: Eukaryota; Metazoa; Rotifera; Eurotatoria; Adinetida; Adinetidae
Source: the annotation of a GenBank genome assembly